CAGCAUUGACCUCCCAAGAUGGCAGCGGUACGAGCUGUAGGUGUUCUGUCCAGAUUUACAGUGAAGGGAAGAUAUUCGCUUAUUUCAGGUUUCUCUUCAAGAAGAAGCUUUGGUGUUGCCUCCUGCCUAAUGGCUCGUAAAUAUGUAAAUUAUGAGGUCAAGGAGGACGUGGCUGUUGUUCGCAUUAAUGACCCAAAUUCAAAGGUAAACACCCUGUCAGUGCCAAUGCAGAAGGAGAUGAUAGAGGUUAUAGAUGAGAUUUGGGCCAACGAUGCAAUCAGAAGUGCUGUGAUGAUCUCCUCAAAGCCUGGCUGCUUUAUUGCAGGAGCCGACAUAAACAUGAUCCAGGCAUGCAAGAGUGCAGAAGAAGUAAGCAGACUCUCUCAGGAGGGACAGAAGAUGUUCGAGAGGAUUGAGAAGUCUCCAAAACCUAUUGUUGCUGCCAUCAAUGGAUCCUGCCUCGGUGGAGGACUUGAGUUUGCCAUCGCUUGCCAGUACAGAGUGGCCACAAAGAGUAAAAAGACAGUUCUGGGCACUCCUGAAGUCAUGCUUGGUCUUCUGCCUGGUGCUGGAGGAACACAAAGGCUACCUAAAAUGGUUGGUAUGCCCAGUGCCUUUGAUAUGAUGCUAACAGGAAGGAAUAUCCGUGCAGAUAAAGCCAAGAAAAUGGGGAUAGUUCACCAACUGGUUGACCCACUUGGACCUGGCGUGACAGACCCUGAGAAAAGGACCAUUGAAUACUUGGAAGAGGUUGCUGUGGACUUUGCCCGAGGAAUUGCCGACAAGAAAAUUAAACUCACCAAAGAAAAGGGUUUAAUGCAAAAAGUACAAGACUACGUCAUGAGCUUUGGGUUUGUGCGAAAUCAGAUCUACAACACUGUACAGAACAAAGUUAUGAAGCAAACAAAAGGGCUGUAUCCUGCACCCAUGAAAAUCAUCGAGUGUGUGAAGUCUGGAGUGGAGCAGGGUUCAGAUGCGGGAUACCUAGCAGAGUCCCAGAAUUUUGGUAAAUUGGCAAUGACCUCUGAAUCUAAAGCACUUAUUGGACUUUACCACGGUCAAGUUACUUGCAAAAAGAACCGAUUUGGAGUUCCAGAAAAGGAUGUUCAAACACUGGCUAUCUUAGGAGCAGGACUAAUGGGUGCUGGAAUCGCCCAGGUUACAGUGGAUAAGGGAGUUGACACUAUUCUUAAAGACACUACUGUGGACGGCAUGAACCGAGGACAGCAGCAAGUUUACAAAGGAUUAAAUGACAAGACCAAGAAGAGGAGCAUUACCACAUUUGAAAGGGACAGCAUACUGUCCAACCUCACAGGACAGCUGGACUACAGUGGCUUUCAAAAGGCAGACAUGGUGAUUGAAGCUGUAUUUGAGGAUAUCAACAUUAAACACAAAGUCCUGAAAGAAGUCGAAGCUGUUGUCUCUCCCCACUGUAUAUUUGCGUCCAACACGUCAGCCCUCCCCAUCAAAGACAUUGCAGCUGCCAGUAAACGACCAGAGAAGGUUAUUGGAAUGCACUAUUUUUCUCCAGUGGACAAAAUGCAGCUUUUGGAGAUCAUUACCACAGAUAAAACCUCUAAAGACACGACCGCAUCUGCCGUGGCACUGGGCCUGAAACAGGGCAAAGUCAUCAUUGUUGUUGGGGAUGGACCUGGAUUUUAUACCACCAGGUGUUUAGCUCCUAUGUUAGCUGAAGCAGUCAGAGUACUCCAGGAAGGUGUGGACCCCAAGAAACUGGAUUCUUUGACUACAGGCUUUGGCUUCCCAGUGGGUGCUGCUACCCUGGCUGAUGAAGUGGGAAUUGAUGUUGCUGCUCAUGUCGCCGAGGACCUGGGCAAAGCUUUCGGCUCUAGGUUUGGUGGAGGAAAUCCUGAACUUCUGAAAACAAUGGUGGAGAAGGGAUUCAAAGGCCGUAAAUCUGGUAAAGGAUGCUACCUCUACCAGCCCGGAGUCAAACGCAGAGAGGUCAACCCAGAAAUUGGGGAGAUUUUGAAGCGCUUUAAGAUGACGCCAAACCCUGCAGUGUCAUCAGACUCUGAUGUGCAGUACAGACUGGUGUCUCGCUUUGUGAACGAAGCUGUGAUGUGCCUACAAGAGGGAAUUCUCGCCAACCCAGUGGAGGGUGAUAUUGGAGCAGUGUUUGGACUAGGUUUCCCCCCUUGCCUUGGAGGUCCCUUCCGCUUUGUGGACAGCUUCGGUGCAGAUAAAUUAGUAGAGAAGAUGAGGAGGUUCGAGGAAGUGUACGGAAACCAGUUUACUCCAUGCACACUUUUGCUCGAACAUGCCAAGGAUCCCAGCAAGAAAUUUCACAAAUGACUUUAUUAACAUGUGCCAUUAAUAUUUAGUAUCAACAAAAUGCUGUCAGAUGGAGAACUGACUUCGUGCACUUAGAGAAGUAAGAAUGUGUUCAUUGUAUCAAAGGAAUCUUUUUGUUAAUAAAACUAAAUGAAAUCAGUGGUAGUUACCAUGACUUAUUAAAGUAACAUUUGUAUUCAAUUACAUGUUUAUGUUUGGGUAGUUUUAAUGAAAUGAAUAUGUUUGGUAACUUGGGGGUUUCCUAAUGGCUGUAAAUGAGUACAGGAUAAAUGUUAGUACAUUUUAUGACUUGUCAAUCAUGUAAGUCCUCUACAUUCAAAUGUUCUUAUUUGGUGAGGCAACAGCACUUACUAGAACUCUCUGAUGAGAUAAACAAUGCAAUGAAAACAGUAAAUAAAAUCAAAUGCCUUAAA
Messenger RNA from Trichomycterus rosablanca, 2729 nucleotides. RefSeq names its product hydroxyacyl-CoA dehydrogenase trifunctional multienzyme complex subunit alpha b (gene hadhab). Gene Ontology annotation, cellular component: mitochondrial fatty acid beta-oxidation multienzyme complex; mitochondrion. Bases 19 to 2316 code for a protein of 765 amino acids. Gene Ontology annotation, biological process: fatty acid beta-oxidation. The transcript has 20 exons. Gene Ontology annotation, molecular function: enoyl-CoA hydratase activity; NAD+ binding; (3S)-3-hydroxyacyl-CoA dehydrogenase (NAD+) activity. NCBI's taxonomy places the organism in Eukaryota, Metazoa, Chordata, Actinopteri, Siluriformes, Trichomycteridae. The record is from RefSeq and is a predicted model, not a curated record.